UACCGCCAAAAAGCAGCCAGGAUGCUUAAAUUUACCGUUUGUUGCUCCUCGAAACUAGCAUUAAAUGCAUAUGCACAAUAAGAAAGCAAUAUGCCGCUAGAUCGAAUAAAUUUAAGCGCAAACGAGGAUAUAAACCAGUUAAAGCCUUGCUGGAUAGCUGGCGACAGAAAAUAUUCAAAUUCACGAUUUGCUAGGGUCUUUGCGCGUCAUGAAAUUAACGCCAUCGACGUUGCUGCCAGCUGUGAUCAAAUAAGGGACAUGAUUGACAACAAUCAGGCAAAGACAGCAGGAACGGACAAUGCACUCGACACGUGCAACCGUAGAGUGGCUGCGUUUAACGACUUAACACGGCUCACAUUCGGCGUAAGCUACAUUCUGAGCCAACAGGUGUCCACGCUGCUGGACGAUACUAAACAUUUGCUGGAUCAAAUCAUGGGCAACAACUUGGAAAUACCCUGUCAGGCGGAGCCACCACGUCAAACGCAGACACACGGUUGUCGUAAACGAAAGCGAAUCAUCGCCACAAAGACAACUACGAUGUGUUUAGCCAAGCGCGCUAGAAUUAGGGAUCCCCAGCUGUUGGAUGAGCAAAAUAUUGACUACUAUAGGCACAUGUUAACGGAAUCGCAGCUGUGGAAUACAGACACAGAAAAUCUUGAGAUUGAGCAGUUGCAGACCAUUGAAGUGGCACGCACGUGCUCAGCACAGCAUGUGAUUAGCUUCACACAUGAACUGACUAUGACGGAGCUCGGCGAGGAUAUACUGUGGAACGAUGGCUUCGGUGAAUCAAAUCCAGUGGAUGUUGCUGCUCUUGAAGAGUUUCUUCCAUUUAGAAAUUCCUUAAAGCGCAAAUCGACUGAUUCAAUGCCAACUGGUGUUUUGUGCUACAAAAUGCCCAGAUUAGCAACAAGCUUGGAUCUGUCAAAUACUAACGGUAAUACGCAAGCACUCGAUCUAUAUCAAGAGAUAGAGCCUCUUGCCCCAUUGCCGCCGGUAUCGCCGCUUCCACCAACAAUUGUCGCUCCGGCGCCAAAGCCAAAAUUAAAGCCCAAGUUCAAAAUGAUAGAUAAAUGCAUUAAGCUAUCGCGCGAGGUGCUCUUACGCGAUAGGGAACUUCUAUUUAACAAACUGGAAAGUGCAAAACAUGUUAAACCUCAGAUUAUUAAACAUAGUAAUAAAAGUGAAACAUUGCUGAACACCUUUAGGCAAGAUCACCUUUUUCCAGAACGUUUAAAAAAACAUUUACAGCUGAGCAGCGAACAAAUCGAGUUGGACUGUGAAUAUACAAUACGCGCUAUUUUUGGUGAGGAUUAUAGUGAUGAUCUGGUCGGUGAGAUCUUGUCGGCAAUUCCAGUAAGGGCUCAACCGACAAACCGUUUAGAAGAGGCUCCUAUGCCAAUGCUAGAGCUAGCUGAAAACCAAUCACCUCAUGUACUCGAGCUGCAACAAUGCAGCAAUAGCAAUAAUAACAACACAUACGAGCACAUAAAAAGUAAUGAGGAACAGAAUUUUGAUUCAUUGAGCAUCAUGAUGGAUUUGCUCAACAUAUGGCGCAAUGAUCCUGAUAGAAAGACUAUUGAUGCCAACAAGUUUGUAAAGUCCUUUCCGGAUCGCAUUAAAGCGGCUUUGGCUUUUAGCCAUUUGUUAACUCUUUCACGUGACGGAUUUAUAAAGCUCUCCGCAAAGCCGAAAUCUGUUGAAAUUGAUGCCAUUACGUUGGGCGAAGAAUCUGUCAGACUUAUUGCAAAUAUUUCGACAUUUGAACAGCUAAAUUAAUUAAAACUCAUUUUUUUGGGCGAAGCAUCUAAUUCAAGCUUCGGGAAGUUCAAUUAAUUACUACUCUAUUGCUUAUAUAUUGUUUUUCUUUUCUUUUUUUUUUUUAUGUAUAAAAACUCGUUCCUUGUUAUCGUUAUCAUAACUAUAAUUCAUUAACACUUUUGUAAUUCUCUAAAUCGUUCUUUGUUAUCUUUUGUCUUAAACUUCUGUACUUAAUCCCAGGACAACCAAAAUAUAUGAAACAAAAUUAUUGAAA
Molecule: messenger RNA, 2032 nt
Organism: Drosophila virilis
Lineage: Eukaryota; Metazoa; Arthropoda; Insecta; Diptera; Drosophilidae
Gene: c(2)M
Product: crossover suppressor on 2 of Manheim
Source: RefSeq, a predicted model, not a curated record